GUCCAGUGCCACUUCAGGGCAUUGCUGACGAAAAGAAUUUUCACAAAGUACACCUUUAAACAGUGCUGGUUGUCAACUGCUGGAAGCAUCUCAGCAAAAUACUUCUCUGGGACUUUAAAGAAAACGGCUACCCACCUGAUCCUCAAACAAUUUGGAGAAUCAGCUUCUGUGGCCCUGGUGGAGGUGAAGCGGGGCCCACUGAGGAAAAAGUGGAGUCAGAACCAAUGCACGCUUGGUGUGACUUAGUGAAUGGAGACCUUUUUCUCUUUGAAUUUUUCUAAAUAAAGUCAUUUUGCCUUCCACUGGCAAUCACUUUUUCAGCAUCGAUGGCCUUUCAGGACCUCCUGGAUCAAGUUGGAGGCCUGGGGAAAUUCCAGAUCCUUCAGAUGGUUUUCCUUUGUCUCUCCAACCUCAUGGUGUACCCUCAUAUUUUGUUGGAGAACUUCACGGCAGCCGUCCCUGGUCACCGCUGCUGGGUCCACAUCCUCGACAAUGACACUGUCUCUGGUAACGGCACUGAGAUCCUCAGCCAAGAUGCCCUCCUGAGAAUCUCCAUCCCACUGGACUCAAACAUGAGGCCAGAGAAAUGUCGUCGCUUCAUCCAUCCCCAGUGGCAGCUCCUGCACCUGAAUGGGACCUUCCCCAACACGAGUGAGUCAGACGUGGAGCCCUGUGUGGACGGCUGGGUGUACGACCAAAGCUCCUUCCCUUCCACCAUCGUGACUAAGUGGGACCUGAUAUGUGAAUCUCAGUCACUGAAAUCAAUGGCCAAAUUCUUAUUCAUGGCUGGAAUGCUGGUGGGAGGCACAAUAUUUGGCCAUUUAUCAGACAGGUUUGGGAGGAAGUUAAUUCUCAGGUGGUGCCUCCUGCAGCUGGCCGUUGCUGACACCUGCGUGGGCUUUGCUCCCACCUUCGUCAUUUACUGCGUGCUACGUUUCCUGGCUGGCUGCUCUACCACGAACAUCAUGACAAAUACUAUUAUGCUGUGCAUAGAAUGGACAGUGCCCCGAUGCCAAGCCAUGGGAAUAACAGUGGCAGUCUGUACUGCUUGUGUAGGACAGAUGAUCCUGGGAGGACUGGCUUUUGCCAUUCCAGACUGGCACACCCUGCAGCUGGUGGUUUCUGUACCGUUAUUUGUCUCCUUUCUUUUCUCAAGGUGGCUGGUAGAGUCUGCUCGGUGGCUGGUUAUCACCAACAAAUUCGAGGAGGGCUUAAAGGCACUGAGAAAAGCUGCACAUAGGAAUGGAAGGAAGAAUGCUGGAGAAGCCCUCACCAUAGAGGUUUUGAGAUCCACCAUGCAGGAGGAGCUGGAGAUAGCACAGAAAAAACCUUCCAUAACUGACUUGUUCCACACACCCACCCUGCGCAGAAGGAUCUGUUUAUUGUCCUUUGUGAGAUUUGCAACCUACAUGCCCUUUUUUGGCCUGAUUCUCCACCUCCAGCAUAUCGGGAACAAUGUUUUCCUGUCCCAGGUUCUCUUUAGCAUGGUCAACCUCCUCGCCAAUUACGUUGCACUUUUGGCACUGAAUCAUAUGGGCCGUCGAGUAAGCCAGAUGAUUUUCAUGUCUGUACUUGGAGUCUCCAUUCUGAUCACCACAUUUCUGCCUGAAGAAAUGCAGACCCUGCGUGUUACUUUGUCAACUUUGGGAGUAGGAGCUUCUUCUGCUGCAAUCAUGUGUUCUUCUGCCCAUGGAAAUGAACUAAUCCCCACCAUAAUCAGGGCAACAGCCACAGGAAUCCUGGGAAUUGCUGGUAAUAUUGGAGCGGCCCUGGCUCCCCUCUUGAUGAUCCUAACCGUGUAUUCUCCCCACCUGCCCUGGAUCAUGUAUGGAGUCUUCCCCAUCCUCUCUGGUCUUGUUGUUCUCCUCCUUCCUGAAACUAGGAAUCAGCCUCUGCCUGACUCCAUCCAGGAUGUGGAAAAAGAGAGAGAAGCCCCAAGAAAAGCAAAGAAGGAAGAUACCUUCAUGAAAGUGACACAGUUUUAAGGAGUUCCAAGAACGAACUGCUAAUCAAAGAGCAAGAUAGAGGAAGGAAAAUCAGGAUCAUCCCCAGAUAUUGGAAAGAUCUGUAAAAUAAAUAAAAUAAAGAUAUAAUGGAAUCAUGGAUCCUAUUUACAAUUGCAGUACUAAGUGACUAUGAAAUAUCUACAAUUAAUCAUAAUGAGAAGUUUGAGAAAAGUCGUAAUACUUAAAAAUAUUUUUUUAUUGGGGCACCUGGGUGGCUCAGUCGGUUAAGCGACUGCCUUCAGCUCAGGUCAUGAUCCCAGGGUCC
Messenger RNA from Mirounga angustirostris (Northern elephant seal), 2271 nucleotides. RefSeq names its product organic anion transporter 7-like. Gene Ontology annotation, molecular function: transmembrane transporter activity. The coding region runs from base 327 to 1985 and encodes 552 amino acids. The record is from RefSeq and is a predicted model, not a curated record. Gene Ontology annotation, biological process: transmembrane transport. Lineage: Eukaryota; Metazoa; Chordata; Mammalia; Carnivora; Phocidae. The transcript has 10 exons.